Molecule: messenger RNA, 5136 nt
Organism: Dendronephthya gigantea
Lineage: Eukaryota; Metazoa; Cnidaria; Anthozoa; Malacalcyonacea; Nephtheidae
Product: kinesin-like protein KIF13A
Exons: 40
Coding region: 148-4968 (1606 amino acids)
Biological process (GO): microtubule-based movement
Molecular function (GO): ATP binding; microtubule motor activity; microtubule binding
Source: RefSeq, a predicted model, not a curated record
CAAAAUGUUGUUAUCGAAUGUUUGAAUGUGCGUACGAAAUCACGUACUAUUCUUGCUCAAAAUGGUGUGAAAAUGAGUUGGAAAAUGGCCGAUCUGUAGCGGAAACGAAAGAAAGCGCUUCGAUCUUGUAAUUGUAAGGAAACAACGAUGUCGGACAAGGUUAAAGUCGCCGUUCGUGUUCGUCCUUUGAACGGGAGAGAAAUUGACUUGGCUACAAGUGUUGUUGUCGAUAUGGAUGAAACACAAACGUGGAUCACUCAUCCAUCUGGAAAAGACAGGAAGGAAAAUAUAAAGACUUUUACGUACGAUCAUUGCUUUUGGUCAAUGGAUGAAAAUAAUAAGAAAUUUGCAAAUCAAGAAAAGGUUUAUAGAUGCUUGGGAACAGAUGUCCUAACUAAUGCUUUCAAAGGCUAUAACGCUUGUAUAUUUGCCUAUGGUCAAACAGGGUCAGGGAAAUCGUACACAAUGAUGGGAAGUUCAUCUCAGACUGGAAUCAUCCCAAGACUAUGUGACGACCUCUUUGAAAGAAUUUCAAAUAAUGAAGAUGAUAAUAUCUCCUUCAAAGUAGAAGUAUCCUAUAUCGAAAUCUAUAACGAAAAAGUGCGAGAUUUGCUCAAUCCGAGAGGUGGAAAACAGACGCUGAAAGUUCGCGAACAUAAAGUUACCGGGCCCUAUGUUGACGGUUUAACCAAACUUGUUGUGUCUUCGUUUCAGGAUAUCGAUUCUCUAAUGAUUGAAGGAAACAAAUCGAGGACUGUCGCUGCAACUAACAUGAACUCUGAGAGCAGUCGAUCACAUGCAGUAUUCAAUAUUGUGCUCACUCAGGCAGAAUUUGAUGAAGAGACCCAGGCGACGGGAGAAAAAGCGAGUAAGCUGAGUCUUGUGGAUUUGGCUGGUAGUGAGCGCGCGAGUAAGACUGGAACGACAGGAGACAGACUGAGGGAAGGAAGUAAUAUCAACAAGUCUCUUCAUACACUGGGGUUGGUUAUAUCAGCCUUGGCAGAUCAGGCUCCAGGAAAGGCAAAGAAGUCGUUUUUCGUUCCGUACCGUGACUCGGUAUUGACUUGGCUUCUAAAGGAUAAUCUUGGGGGUAAUAGCAAGACUGUUAUGGUUGCAACUAUCAGCCCAGCGGCAGAUAACUAUGAAGAAACGAUGUCCACAUUAAGAUAUGCUGAUCGAGCGAAGAGAAUUGUCAACCAUGCCGUUGUCAACGAAGAUCCAAACGCAAAGAUCAUCCGUGAACUUCGGGAGGAGGUGGAACGUUUAAAACAAAUCCUGAAGAUUAAAGGUUUCUCGGAUUCCAAAGACGAGAUCAAAGAAAAGUUGACGGAAAGCGAAAAUUUGAUGGAAGAAUUUACAAUGUCUUGGGAGGAGAAAGAAAAGAAUUCUGAAAAGAUAAAACAGGAACGACAAAAGGCUCUUGAGGAGAUGGGAAUAUCCAUUCAAUCCUCUGGCAUUGCUGUUGAAAAGAGUAAAUUUUAUCUUGUCAAUUUAAACGCUGAUCCUUCACUCAAUGAGCUGCUUGUUUACUACCUCAAGGAACACACUGUUGUUGGCAGACACGAUGCAGUUCAUCACACAGACAUUCAACUGCAAGGUCUUGGCAUAUUGCCUGAGCAUUGCACUCUAGAGAUAAUAGAUAACGAAGUCUUCGUGACGCCAAUGCCAAAUGCAAGGACAUGUCGUAAUGGCGUGGUAAUCACCGAGAAGGCUGUGCUCCAUCACGGAGAUCGUAUUUUAUGGGGCAACAAUCAUUUCUUCAGAAUAAAUUGCCCUCGUCCACCAGGCGCAGUAAACGAGCCAGAACAACUAGUUGACUACGAAUUCGCUCAAAGGGAAAUUUGUAUGAAUGAUCGAUCCUCAGAUAUAAGUGAUGAUGCGUUGGCAGUUCUUGAGGAAAAACACAAGAUAGAUAAAGAAGAGGCGCUGGUAAAACAACGUCAAAUGUACGAAGAAAAGAUCGAACGAAUGCGAUAUGAAAUGAGCCCAGCAUUUCGCCCGGAGAGGACGGUCAGCCUGGGGUCUUUUAGCUCAUCCGGGAUUAGUUCCUCCCGGCUCUCUUUCAACGAUGAUCUAGAAAAUUUAGAAAACGAGAGAUCUUUGGAGAAGUUGAAAGAGGAAGUUAUACAUGCGAAUGCUUUAGUGAGAGAAGCAAAUCAGCUGAGCGAGGAAAUGAAGAGAGAUACGGAAUUCGCGGUGACGUUGCAGAUUCCCACAUCAGGUCUGAGUUUGAACAGAACUCGCGCGGCCUGCGCCAGCGAAGUUGCUAUCGUGGUGAAACGCAAGAACAAGGGAACUCAGUUCUGGUCUCUUGAUAAGCUUUCUAAUAAAAUAUAUGACAUGAGAGACGCAUACAAUCAGCUCGAAGAAGGGAACCCCACAAAGGUUGAUGAAGAUGAUGAUCUGUUCUUCGAGGUGGAGUGCCAUACCUUGAUUGGUGUUGCUAAUGUUUAUCUGGAGUGUAUCUUUCUUGAUGUUCCUCUUGAUUACGCCGCGCCAAUAAUCAGUCAACAGGGAGAGGUGUGUGGACGACUAAAGGUUCAGAUCACUCGUGCCAUAGAGGAUGGCGGAAAGGAGGCUGACGCAGGUUCAUUAAGCGAUGACGAAACCCCGGAUUUAAUGGUAAACAAUGAACCAGAGGAACAGUUAGGAGUUUCUGAUCACGAUGAAGAAAUCUCAGUUGGACAGACAAUUGCUGUGAAGGUGAAGAUUAUCGAAGCAUUUGACCUCCCUCUGGCGUAUUGUAAUUACGUGUUUUGUCAAUAUCAAUUCUGGGAUCACUCCAAUGUCGCUCAGCUCUCUUCACCAGGCUCCAAAAGUAACUCAGUCGUUUUCUCCGAGGAACAGGUAUUUCAAUUUGAAGCGACUGAGGAGUUCCUCGAGUAUAUAUCAGACGGCGCGUUGUCCAUUGAGAUCUAUGGAAACCGCAGCAAAGGAUUUGGUCAGACAUCAUGGACGCCAAACAUUGAACCAAUUGCAACGAAUUCUGAAGACGGAUGGAACGACCUGAAACGCAAAGUUGACCUCUGGACUGAGAUCCACGAGCUGAACGACCAAGGUGUAUUCUCUCCUGUGGAGGUCAACAGUCGCAACGACAAUGCAACUGGAGGUAUAUUCCAGUUACGUCAGGGUCAAAGUCGGCGGAUUGUCGUCGGUGUACGACCGCUUCCGAAGAGUGGUUCGUUACCGGUCGUAAUCGAAACGAUCUCCGCCAUUGAAGUCGGAAGCGUGUGCAGACGUGAUAAGAAUGAGGAGGCGUUAGAUUCAUACCAAGACAUAGAUCUUUCAAUAUUGCGAGAAAAGUUAUCAAACUCGUUGAUGAAGAAACGGGAAUAUCUUGAUGAACAGAUUCAGCUGGUUACGGAAAAGAAAGAAAAAUCGGAUGAAGACAAGGAGCGAGAAAGCUGGUUGAUUGACCAAUGGGUGAAUUUAACAGAAGAAAAAAAUUUCUUACUCCAUCCACAGCCAGGGAGUAAUGUUCCUGGGUCGCCUUCAAACAGAAGAUCUACUCUUGGAUUGGAAAAGCUUGUUCCAGUUAUAUUUCUUGAUUUAAAUGCUGAAGGAAUUCACAAUUCGUCAGUAGAUGAAAUGGGUGUUGCAGGACUAGAAACCAGUCUUCCUCUCGAAAAAGACGAUAAAAUGAAAGAACUUCCCACAAUUAAAUACGACCAAAAGAAUGUUUGUAUCACCGUCUCGUGGGACUCUUCAGUUCACGACUCGCCUUACCUCAAUCGAGCGACUUCGAGCUCAGAGCGAGUAUACUUAAUAAUCAAGGCGCAUGUUCGUCUGAGUAGUCCGCUGACAAUGGAUCUCGUAUUACGUAAGAGGAUAUGCGUGCGCAUUUACAAACGACAAAGUUUGAAAGAUAGUUUAAUGAGAAAAAUUUGGAAGGAUAACAAAACCCGUUGCUGUGUUACAUAUGAACUGGUCUCUCACAUACCAAGACAACCAGGCGAGGAGACUGAGGAGAGAGGCAAUCUCGCUGAACGAGCAGCGGCUGCUGUCAGUAAAAACGACGAAGAACAUGAGAUAGUCUUGGAAAAAUAUCAUCGUGGAAUUUCCCAUGUGGAGGGAUUACUAAAAUUGGAUAAGUUACGACAGGAAGUUGUGGUGAAGGAAAAACUUGCAGCAAGUGGAAAACCUUUGAGGAAAUUUGCCAGCACGCCAAACUUACUACAAGGCAGUUUUGACCUGUCAUCCAUUGGAUCCAAAAACGACUCGUUGGAUGUCGACUUCGGUCAAGUUUCAAUGAAGAGGGGCUCGCCUGGCCCGCCAAUGCGUCACGUGGCCGUAUCAUUUGACGAUUGGGACAAUCCAAAUUCCCUGGACACUAAUCUUCUGACACCGACACAUGGGUCCAGUACUCCGAACAGCACGCUCGAAACGGUCUUGGAACAGAGUGCGCCUUCUUCACCGCAACCUGUUGUCAUGGUAACAGAGACGAGUUUUCCGUAUACGCCUGAGAGGACUGGUCCUAGUGUCGCGCGAUCUUUGGAGAACGAAUUUAAAGAUGAGAAACCAGCUCAACUCGUUCAGGAUGCAAAAGAGCCGUUGAUUGCAAUCUAUGACGACGAAAACAAACCUUUAAACGACCCUUUAGGAAAUAUACCGGUUUCAAGUAAACUCGUGGAGGUGCCGAUUGACUUUGAGAUUUCCAGUGAAAAGAACACGGGUCGCAAUGAGCCAAUGACGAGCCAAGCAAAUGGGAAAUUUGAAAAUGAUUUAACUGCACAGUUAAACUUAUUAGAAUUUGAAGAUGGACCGAAUUUAGUACAUAACUCUGUAGCUGUGAGUCUUUCUGAUGGGUCAACGACCGAAAAUAACCACCGAGCAGUCGUCGGAGGGUGGUCGUCGCACCUUUUGGACGAUGGGAAUUCAUUAUCGAAUUCUGUUGACUCUGGCCUGCAUGAAAGUACUGACCAGCUAUUGGACACACCCCCGAGAGUUGGGUGGAGAAGUUGUGGAUAAUAGUGGAUCUGCGGAACAGAGCGGUACACGAAAGGACUCGGAGUGUGAAUUCAAGAUAGGGCAAGUUAUUAGUGUAGGUGACUCUAAAAAGGGAACAAUACGAUAUAUUGGUACAACUGAGUUUGCAUCUGGGGACUGGAUUGGAGUUGAAUUUGAUCUACCAGUUGG